Molecule: messenger RNA, 786 nt
Organism: Echinostoma caproni
Lineage: Eukaryota; Metazoa; Platyhelminthes; Trematoda; Plagiorchiida; Echinostomatidae
Source: the annotation of a GenBank genome assembly
AUGAAUCGAGUAAAUGACCAGAUCCAAUUGAAUUGGAAAUUACCUGAUACUGACGAUUUAGUAGAAGAAAUUGAUGUUCUACUAAUCAGUGAAACAGAACAAUCACGGAGUUUUUGGGUCUCACCCACCCGAAAUCAUUAUAAAAUUAGUUUGCCGCAACUGAAUGCGACCUACACCAUUUCUGUACGAAUGAAAAACGCCUGUGGUUGGUCGAAUCCCGUGGAUCUGUCCUACCCCAGUGGACGGGCUAAGUGGAGCGCAGUACAAGAUUUAUUGGACCCUGAAAAACAAAAUGAAACUCCAACGACAAGAAAUCUGAAAAACAUUCGCGGCAGGAAUACGGAAGCGUAUGAGGAGGAAUAUCAUGACACCUACGUGUACGAUAGUAAUACGAAUGGCAACGUUGAAGGUGGCUCCUGGGAAACGACACCAGGGGAGCCGAACGAGGGAGCUGAUCAGGGGGAGAUGAACUGGUCAACUGAUUGGGGAGAGUCGAACGAGGGAACUAACCAGGGGGAGCUGAACUGGCCUACUGACCAAGGGGAGCUGAACUGGCCCACUGAUCAGGGAGAGUCCAAUGAGGGAACUGACCGGGGGGAGAUGAACUGGCCAACUGAUCAGGGAGAGCCAAACGAAGGAAAUGAUCAGGGAAAUCCGAACAUGUCGACUAAUGAGGGAGAGUCGAACGAGUCAACCGACCAGGGUGAGCUGUACGAGGGAGCUGAUCAGGGGAACCCGAAUGAAAAGGAACAAGAAAAGGAAAGGGCUGAAUUACUCGAAACAUAG